This is a messenger RNA of Stylophora pistillata, 578 nucleotides long. RefSeq lists its product as uncharacterized. NCBI's taxonomy places the organism in Eukaryota, Metazoa, Cnidaria, Anthozoa, Scleractinia, Pocilloporidae. The record is from RefSeq and is a predicted model, not a curated record.
UGGCUGCCGGAUUAAAAUUCUUUUGUUUACAUUUUUGUUUACUUUUGCCCAACAAUAGAAGCUGUACGAAUACCAGCAACACACCGAUGCACCAGUUUCCUGUAAAUCCAACAGUGAGAACCCAAUGGGUGAAAUUCGUGCAGCGGCACCGAGUUGAUUUCGGCGAACCUGUUGCCAAACAUGCCUCGUUGUGUUCGGCUCACUUUGAGCAAAGUUGUUACGAGGGCAGCUUGGCAUUUUCGCUGGACGGUAUGACGCAGAUAAAACGGAACAAAGUUCUUAUCAAGGGCUCUGUUCCAACAAGACAUGCAGUUCUACCAGAAGGUCCUGAAGUUCUGACAGAUCGCAAAAGGCGACAGCUAAGGCGUGAUGCCUUUGCAGAGUUUCAUGUGUUGGAGGCGAAGAAAAAGAAGGUGGAUGAGGCCAUGGAAGAAUCAAUGAAAGCAGAGCAGGCUAAAGUACAGAUGUCUAUCAGUGACAAUACCCCAAGCAGCAGUCAACCCACUUCAAGACGACCUUACAAUUGCUCAAUAUGCCAAAAACCAUUGCGAAGUCACAAAAGCCCUUGCAAAAAAUAA